CAUCCCUUCCCCGAUCCCGAGAAGCAGAGCAGAGCAUAGCCUCUCCGGCCUCGUCCUCCUCCCAACCACACAAAAAUGGCGGAGAGCUUUUAGUCCGGGGGAGAUCCACAAAGCAUGGGGAGGCAACGGACCAGAAAAGGCGCCCCCUUUUUUUAGUACUACCCCGUCCCUGCACUGCAGUCGCAGGUGCCGCUUUCCCAUGCUCGCCACCCGCUCCUCCGCCCUCCGUCGUUAACGUCGCCUUCACACCCGGGACGUCCUCUUCUUCAUCCUUGGCGCCUUCCUCCCUCUCCUCUCCUCUACCCAGCCGUCCUCUCCUCCUCUUGUUCCGUCGCUGAUUCGGUGCUCAUUUCUGGCCGCGCCCAUUGGCGCCGCUCGUGCUCGGUGAAGAUAUGGUGAAAUCUCUACAUGUGACUGUGAUCUUCAAAUUACCGUACUACACGCAAUGGGGACAAAGCCUUGUCAUUGCUGGCUCUGAACCGGCACUGGGAUCUUGGAAUGUCAAGCAAGGAUUGGCCUUGAGCCCAGUUCACCAAGGGAAUGCUCUAAUUUGGUGUGGCCAACUUUCGGUUGCUGCUGGCUUCACCUGUGAGUACAGUUAUCAUGUAGUGGAUGAUCACAAGAAUGUUUUGAGAUGGGAGUCUGGGGAGAAAAAGAAAUUAGUGCUGCCAGAGGGUGUUCAGGAUGGAGACGUAGUCGAGAUCCGUGACUGGUGGCAGGAUGCUUCUGAAGCUCUUUUCCUUCGAAGUGCAUUCAAGAAUGUCAUUUUCAGCGAAAAUGAAAAUGCUAAAAGAGAAUUGAAGUCUGCUUCCCUCAGCAAAAGUUUGGACCCUGAAGAUAUUGUCGUGCAAUUUAUUAUUAGUUGUCCUCGACUAGGAGCUGGCUCUACUGUUGUCGUCACAGGAAGUAACCCUUCAAUAGGAAAUUGGCGAGCUCAAGAUGGCCUCAAGCUGAACUACGUUGGAGAUUCCAUUUGGAAGGCAAACUGUGUGUUGCGGAAAUCUGAGUUCCCAGUCAAAUAUAAAUAUUGUCAAAUUAGUGAAGCAGGAGCAUCUACAUUGGAGUUCGGUCCAAACAGAGAGGUCGAUGUGGAUUCACCAUCCAGAUACAUCCUACUAUCUGAUGGCUCCCUACGGGAAUCACCAUGGAGGGGUGCUGGUGUUGCCGUGCCAAUGUUUUCAAUCAGGUCAAAUGAGGACCUUGGUGUUGGAGAGUUCCUAGAUCUUAAACUUCUUGUUGACUGGGCAGUCAAUUCGGGUUUUCAUCUUGUUCAGAUCCUUCCUAUCAAUGAUACUUCAGUUCACCAGAUGUGGUGGGAUUCAUAUCCAUACAGCUCACUCUCUGUAUUUGCGUUACACCCCUUGUACCUGAGAGUACAAGCACUUUCAGAUGCAAUUCCAAAGGAUGUUAAGGAAGAGAUUUUGCAAGCAAAGAAACAAUUGGACAAGAAGGAUGUUGACUAUGAGGCAGCAAUGGCCACAAAACUGUCAAUUGCCAAAAAAAUAUUCAAUUUAGAAAAAGACAAAGUAUUAAGUUCCGCUUCGUUCAAGAAGUUCCUAUCUGAAAAUGAGGAAUGGUUGAAACCAUAUGCUGUAUUUUGCUUUCUGCGGGAUUUCUUUGAGACAUCAGAUCACAGCCAAUGGGGUCGGUUUUCUCAGUUCUCGAAGGAAAAGCUUGAUAAGCUUGUUGCAGAAGGUACUUUGCACCAUGAUAUUAUUCGCUUUCAUUACUAUAUCCAAUACCAUCUAUAUACGCAAUUAUCAGAGGCAGCUGCAUAUGCAAGGAAAAACAAGGUUAUUCUGAAAGGAGAUUUACCUAUUGGUGUUGAUAGGAAUAGUGUGGAUACUUGGGUAUACCCUACCUUAUUUCGCAUGAAUACAGCAACUGGUGCACCUCCAGAUUAUUUUGACAAAAAUGGACAAAACUGGGGUUUCCCUACAUAUAACUGGGAGGAGAUGUCAAAGGAUAAUUAUGGGUGGUGGCGAGCUCGUCUGACGCAGAUGGCAAAAUACUUCACAGCUUAUAGGAUAGACCAUAUUUUGGGUUUCUUUAGGAUAUGGGAGCUUCCAGAUCAUGCUGCGACAGGUUUGAUCGGAAAAUUUAGACCUUCGAUUCCUCUUAGUCAGGAGGAGCUUCUGGGCGAUGGCAUUUGGGAUUUUGACCGGAUGAGCCGUCCAUAUAUUCGUCAGGAUAUGUUGGAGGAGAAGUUUGGAUCUUUUUGGACAGUUAUUGCAGCUAACUUUCUGAAUGAAUAUCAGAAGCAAUGCUACGAGUUCAAAGAGGAAUGCAACACUGAGAAAAAGAUUAUUGCAAAGCUUAAAACCAGUCCCGAAAAAUCACUCUGGCUGGAGAAAGAAGACAGUGUUCGGCGUGGUCUGUUUGAUCUACUACAGAAUAUAGUCCUCAUUAGAGAUCCAGAGGACCCCACGAAGUUUUAUCCCCGUUUUAACCUGGAAGACACUUCAAAUUUUAGGGACUUAGAUGAACAUAGCAAAAAUGUCCUUAGAAGAUUAUAUUAUGACUAUUAUUUCACUCGCCAAGAAAAUCUUUGGCGUCAAAAUGCGCUGAAGACUCUGCCUGUCCUGUUGGAUGCAUCAGAUAUGCUGGCAUGCGGGGAAGAUCUUGGUCUUAUCCCUGCUUGUGUUCAUCCUGUUAUGCAAGAACUAGGGUUGAUUGGAUUGCGUAUCCAGAGAAUGCCUAGUGAACCAAACUGUGAAUUUGGUAUUCCAUCUCAGUAUAGCUAUAUGACGGUUUGUGCUCCCUCAUGUCAUGAUUGCUCCACACUACGUGCUUGGUGGGAAGAAGAAGCAGGGAGAAGAAGUCGCUUUUACAAGGGUGUAAUUGGUAGCGACAAGGAGCCUCCAUCUCGUUGCACCCCAGAAGUGGUUCACUUCAUUGUUCAGCAGCAUUUUGAUGCCCCAUCAAUGUGGGCAAUCUUUCCGCUACAGGACCUGCUCGCACUGAAAGACAAGUACACCACAAGACCAGCAGUGGAGGAAACUAUCAACGACCCCACUAACCCAAAGCAUUACUGGAGAUUCCGCCUACAUGUGCCACUGGAGUCUAUGUUGGAGGACAAAGACAUCCAAGCAACCAUCAAGGACCUUGUCACAAGUAGUGGGAGGUCAUUUCCUGGCAAGAAAACGGAGGCUUCCAAAGGACAGUCGAGUGGUAAACCAUAGGAAAAAGGACCACCGCAAGAACGGUCGUCGAACGGGAUCACGAUUACAAGUAAAUAGAAUAAAGUGAUGCAUUUCAUCACCACGUCCGCGUAGCUGAUCUUGUUUCAGCUGGAAACUGUUUACGCUAAUUCCCUUUCGAACUCCGAAAAAUAAUAAGUACCAGUAUCAUCUAUCAAGCCUGCUCGUGGAAUAAAUUAUCCUUGGUCUCGAUUUUUAUUUCAGCGAUGACUUUUAACUUGUUU
Messenger RNA from Brachypodium distachyon (stiff brome), 3424 nucleotides. RefSeq names its product 4-alpha-glucanotransferase DPE2. Bases 393 to 3182 code for a protein of 929 amino acids. Gene Ontology annotation, biological process: carbohydrate metabolic process. The record is from RefSeq and is a predicted model, not a curated record. The transcript is spliced from 23 exons. Gene Ontology annotation, molecular function: 4-alpha-glucanotransferase activity; starch binding. NCBI's taxonomy places the organism in Eukaryota, Viridiplantae, Streptophyta, Magnoliopsida, Poales, Poaceae.